Trichomonas vaginalis G3 is the source of this 1257-nucleotide messenger RNA. RefSeq lists its product as uncharacterized. The record is from RefSeq and is a predicted model, not a curated record. Bases 1 to 1257 code for a protein of 418 amino acids. The transcript has a single exon. NCBI's taxonomy places the organism in Eukaryota, Parabasalia, Trichomonadida, Trichomonadidae.
AUGCUCGGUCAAAGAAAGAUAAAUGGAUGGGGAAAAACUUUCUUUAAUGGAAAGGCAUAUAUACAGUUUGGAUUAAAGUUCAAUAAUUCAAAUGAUCUCAAGAUUGCAAUUGAAAAAAUUAAAAAAUGCACUGCUGGAUUCUAUCAUUCGACAGAUGGCGAUAAUAUGUAUAGAUUUAAAGAUGAUCCAAUUGUUUAUAAGCUUCCAAAUAACAUAACAAAUCUUACUGAUCUAUGCAAUUAUAUGUAUCAGAAUCAUACAAGGCCAUUAGAUCAAACACUUGCAUCCAUUGGUGCCAACAAUGAUUCUCUCGUCCUUAACAUUAAUAACAUGGCAUGCGACGGUGGCUAUAUUAAGAAUUUAUUUGAAUAUUUGAAAACUGACAAAAUAAUUGAUAAAAUACCAUCAAUUAUUCCUCUUGAUGAAGUAUUCAAGAAUGAGAUCGAAAGCUAUAAAGGUGAAUUGCCUCCUGUUCCUCCAUUUGACUUUGAUGUUACAAGAGUAUUUCCGAAACAUAAAGAAGAUUUACAUUACACAGGCACAACAAAAAUGGUUGAUUUGCAAUCAAAUGAAAAGGAAUUUAUGACAUAUAAACUCAAUGGAAGGAUAAAGAACUUAACAGACUAUUAUUGGGCAAAUUAUAUAUUAGGAUUGUCUGCUUAUAACAAUAAAUUUGAUAAAGCUGGCGUAAUAACUUGUAUCAACGCACGCCAAUUCCUCAAAAAAGACAGUAUUGAUUAUGCAAACAACUUCUCACAGAUAAGAGUCAGAGCUCCACAUAUCACAGUUGAUGAUACAGUUGGAGAACUCAUGAAACAAAUGAGAAAUGAUUUCAAUGAAAGAGUUAAAAGAGGAGAGAUGUGGGCUGGUUUAAAAGCAAUGAAAAUCAGUCAUUUGAACCCAGCACAAACUGAGAAACCAAAUGAAAAAGAUAUCGGAUGCUCAGGCGAUCUUUCUUUAAUUGGAACAUUUGACCUUGAGAACAAGUUUAAAGAUGUUUGGGUCAAUUUCCAUAUGAGUGAAAAUGAAUUAAAACACUUCACUGGUUAUCUUUCAUUUUCAGUCAUCAGAAAUGGUGUAAAUACUAUUUAUGGAAAGUUCAGAACAGGAACAAACUAUUUCUCUGAAAAAGACGCAGAAAUUGUUGGAAAUUCAAUCCAAUAUGGCAUGAAAACAAUUCAUCCUCAAAUGAAGAUCGCAGAAGCAUUAGAUAUUCUUAAGGAUUAUCAAAAGAAAAAAGAAAUUUUCCUUGAAUAA